ACUAUUGUAAAGAGUGAGAUAAGAUAAUUAUCCGAAGCAAGUAAUGUUGCGUUUCUACCAAUAUGAGAACCGAGAAAUUGCGGAUUUCCAAAAUAUAGAGAUCAAGCAGAUUUAGCAUAAAAUUCCUAAGUGUCUACUGUGGAUAUCGAGACAAGGGACCGGGAUCAUGGACUGUAAGAUUGAUCAAGUCUCUGAACCGUAAAGAUGAGUUCUACGGAGGUGUGAGGUUCAGUUGACUAAGAUAUGAUGGUGGGACGGGUUCUUCUCCUUGUCUUAUAUUCUCUAGAGGUCUCUGCUCAGAUGGGUUCGUCUGAAGAAAGAAGAGGCAAAAAAGUGCUCAGAAAAAUCAAGAAAGUUCCUCAUCUUGAACCAGAAGAUGAGCUGAGAUCCGUUUCUAGACAAGGUCUAGGAUAUCCUGGAGGAGAAGUACGUCCUGUUGGACCAGGAGAGGAUGCUCCACGUCUCUUUGAUUAUCCCAAGACUGUAAACAAUAGAACCUAUGAAUCCAGCAACAGAUUUAUCAAUCCUCUCUCUAUAUUUUCUGUUGUUCAAUUUCCUAAUACAGAGUGCCCAACAGAUACAGGAGUUGCUGGAACAUGUUAUACUCAAUAUGAAUGUGAUAGAAGACAAGGACAGAGUAAAGGUUCCUGUGCAGGAGGGUUCGGAGUCUGUUGUCUCUUCAAUACUCCAUGUAACUCAGAGACCUCGGAGAAUGGAACCUACUUCUCCUCUCCAGCAGCAAUAUCCUCGGUCUGCAGUAUCAUGAUUAGACCUAGAGACGAGGAUAUCUGUCAGGUUAGAUUGGAUCUGGAGGAACUAGUUCUCAUGGAUCCAGAUGAAUCCGGAAACUGCAGGAUUGAUUAUCUUCAGCUGUCUGGUGGAAUAUCUAACAGCGGGCAGAUGCCAACUAUCUGUGGAACUAAUUCCGGUCAACAUCUCAUCUAUACGGCUAUACCUAGCUUUCCGGCCAGACUCUCCAUAGUUGUAGAUAAUCAGGUUGCAAUAUCCGGAGGGGCUGGGUUGACCCGUAGAUGGAGAAUCAAGAUCUCCCAGUUCUCGUGCUUUUCUCCUGCUCUUGCUCCGGAAGGAUGUCUCCAGUACUAUACAGGGAUAUCUGGAAAUGUUUCCAGUUUCAACUGGAAGCUCACAGAUAACAGUAUGGGCGUUACCUCUACUGUCUCCAAUCAGGGCAAUACUCUCUCCAAUCAUAUGGCAAACUUAGACUACAGUGUUUGUAUCAGACGUGAGAGUGGAUAUUGUUCAAUAGAAUGGAGCACUCCGUCUCCCUACUCUACUCAGAACGGAUACUUUUCUCUCACCGGGACAGAGCAAACAGGGAUACUUUCACAAACAGAUGUCAGGGUUGGGGAUACGGACUGUAGGACGGAUUAUGUUCUGAUCCCAGAGGGAUGGGGAGGAACAGAUCUUAAUAACAGAUUGUACAGUAGAGAUAGGUACUGUGGACAAGCUCUGGGUUACUGUAACCAGCUCUCUUGUACAACUAAGGUCCUGGGAGCUGUGAGAUCAUAUACUACUCCAUUCACUUUGGGAGUUGUCACAGAUAACAGUGAAUCCUUAUCUCAAGGCGGAACUGGAGCUAAUGCAGUUGUAACGGAUACGAAGAAUAGAGGAUUUAAGCUAAACUUCAGACAAAACCCUUGUAAUUAGACAAUUGGUUAUAAGCUAAACUACAGACAAAACCCUUGAAAUUAGACAAUUGGUUUCAAGCUAAACUUCAGACAAAACCCUUGUAAUUAGACAAUUGUUUUCUAACUAAACCACAGACAAGCCCCUUGUAAUUAGACAAUUGUUUUUUAACUAAACUACAGACAAAACCCUUGUAAUUAGACAAUGGUUUCAAACUAAACUACAGUCAAACCCCUUGUAAUUAAACACCUGGUUUCAAACUAAACUGCAGACAAAACCCUUGUAAUUAGACAAUUGGUUUCAAGCUAAACUUCAGACAAACCCCUUGUAAUUAGACAAUUGGUUUCAAGCUAAACUACAGACAAAACCCUUGUAAUUAGACAAUGGUUUCAAACUAAAUUACAGACAAAACCCUUGUAAUUAGAAAAUUGGUUUCAAACUAAACUACAGACAAACCCCUUGUAAUUAAACACCUGGUUUCAAACUAAACUAAAUUUAGAACCAGAGAACUUGUAUGAAAAGAAAGUAAAGUAUAUCCUAUUCCAUAUUAUCACUUUAUUCCAUAUAUUAAUUAUAUAUUUAGUAGAUUCAGAUUUAAUUUUGUAGAAUAUUUAUUAUUUAAUGAUUUUACAGAGGUCAGUGUUUUUGUUACCGUCAUGAUACUAUUAUCGUAUUUCUUGUUGAUAAUACUUGCCAUUUUGUUUUCACUUUUAUGAUUGUUAUUGUUAAAUAUUUGUUUAAAUAUAUGUU
Messenger RNA from Eurytemora carolleeae, 2397 nucleotides. RefSeq lists its product as uncharacterized. The record is from RefSeq and is a predicted model, not a curated record. The coding region runs from base 244 to 1668 and encodes 474 amino acids. Lineage: Eukaryota; Metazoa; Arthropoda; Copepoda; Calanoida; Temoridae. The transcript is spliced from 13 exons.